Molecule: messenger RNA, 2781 nt
Organism: Verticillium nonalfalfae
Lineage: Eukaryota; Fungi; Ascomycota; Sordariomycetes; Glomerellales; Plectosphaerellaceae
Exons: 4
Coding region: 1-2781 (926 amino acids)
Source: RefSeq, a predicted model, not a curated record
AUGUCGUCAGCAUCAGUAGAGGACCUCCUGCUGAGGUAUGAGGGGCACAUCGUCCCUCGUUCCUUCAACGCCGGCUUCAUCACCCUUAGCUAUGUCGUCAGUCUUAUCGGUGCCGCCUGUACUCUCGAGCUCCUCAACCGCCGGACAUCUCACAAGGGCAAAUUCAACCACCUACUCCUCGUCAGUUCUGCAGUAGCCAUGGGUGGCAUUGCCAUUUGGUGCAUGCACUUUAUCGGGAACCGAGCUCUCGACCUGGGAAAUGGUGAGCCCGAGCUGCAGAUUGCCUAUUCGAGUGGCUUCACUGCUCUCUCUUUCUUCGUUCCCAUUGCUGUGCUUCUUGCCGCCUUCUUCGCCAUUGGCACGAACAAUGUUGUUUCAUGGUGGCGAGUCUCUGUUGGAGGCAUCCUAGCCGGUGCUGCCAUCUGCGGUAUGCACUACCUUGGCAACAAUUCCAUCGACAACUAUGUCUGCAUGUACAACCCUCUCAACGUUGUCGGCUCAGCCCUCAUCGCCGUGGCCGCCAGCAUGCUAUCUCUCGCCCUGUUCUUCGUUUUCCGCGCGGCAUGGACAAAUACGUGGUGGAAGCGCGCUGUAUGCGCCGUUGUACUCGCCGGAGCCGUGUCCGGCAUGCACUGGUGUGCGGCGACGGGUACCGAGUAUCAACUCGUUUCCCUGAGCCCAGGGAACAACGAGUUGUCGAGGAACACGACUGUCAUUGUCGUCAUCGUCUUGUCCUUCUGCGCUUGCUCUAUCAUGGCUGGUGUCGCCAUCUACACCGCUCGCGUGAUGCGUCGUUACGCCAACAAGGCCCAGCAGGUCGUCCUGGCUGCCGCUGUUUUUGAUCCCCAGGGCCGCAUCCUGGUUAACCCCGACGGCCUACUGCCUAGCGAGAAGAUCACCGACACGUUUCUUGAGAAGAACGCUAGCGACACGUUCGGGAUCGCCCAUCCUUUGUUCCACUGGAUGUUUCGCGCGUCCAGGAACUGGUCAAGCGUCGCCACGCUUGUCAGCGGUAUGGCGAACCAUCUGACGCACCAGCCACGUGCCACCCGAGACCGUGACUCGCGUGUCGCCAUUGAGCUUGUUGAUGAACAGGGUGACAUGGUCGCCAACUACGACGUCAUCCUCCGCGAGCUCUUUUGCGUCGCCGCCCAGGGUCUUGCCGACAAGAUGAAGGAACAGCUCACGUCGGUCGGCAUUCUCUGGGACGAGAUUCUUCCUACGGGCGGCGGCAACGAGCGCCCGCAGAAGAGCAGCCACGGCGAGACAUCUGAGGACCUCGCCGAGAAGGGCAUCCAGCAGCGCAGGAACAACCAGUUCGGCCGUGGUUCCCUCAUGUUUCUCGUCCGCCAGGUGCAGACGGACAGGGAUGUCGCGAGACUCGAGGCUGCCGGCUACCGGUUCGCUGAGCUGCGACAGGUCAGUGGUAUCAUCGGCUCAAGCAUGCAGAUCAAGUGCUGGGACUUUGAGUCGAGGCUGCGAAGCAUGGCUGGCUAUGCCCAGGACGAGAGUCAACUGGAACCUGGCGUGCACCUCGGCUUCUUUGGCAUCCGCGCCCGUGUCGGCAGCUAUGGUUUCGACGUGCUCGUCCGCCAGGGUGCCCGCAAUCUUCUCCCCAGCGUCCAGAUGCCCCUGAGCCGCCUCGAGACAUGGCAGGAAGAUCUCCUCCAGGAACUUGAUGGCAUGACCGUUGUCAACAGUGCCAAGAGGCUCGAGUCUCUCAAGACAAUGUCGCCACGCGAGAUGCUCUUUGCCUCGCAGCUCUUUGACGGACUCGAGUCGCUCCGCGCGUGGAUUGACGACCCAGUCUUUGACGAGGCCCUCCUGUCACCACAGAUCGUGACGUUGCCUGCCCGUGGCCAAGACGCCGAGCACAGCGCGAGGCAGCACCCGACAACCAUGAUCGCCUUCCGUCUUGUCAUCCCAAUCCACGUCAAGGUGUCCAACGUUCGGUGUGAGUUUGUGCCACUCAACUUCUUCAAAAUCCACCAGCUCGUCGACCAUGACGGCAUGCACCAGCUGGCUUUCGCUCAGGCCGUGCACCGCGAAUUUGCCCCUAUCGCGCAGUCCGUUCCCCUCGAGAGGCCAGCGGCCAUCCUACAGAACAGACAGCGCAAGUCAUUUGCCUCGUCGCCGCGCGCUUCCCGUUUCCGCCGCCUUGGCCGCUCUGGUUCAUCGUAUGCCGUAGACGGUGACGGCAACCCCAUUCCUACGGCCAUCGGCCGUUCAUCGUCGCCAACACACUCCAACGAAACAGGCUCCACUCUCAAGCUGUGGCCUGGCCGCCGUAACAGCGACAACAACUCAGCCGGCAGUUCCUACGACGCGCCACCACCCGCUUAUGCAUCGCCCGACAACACGCCACAUGCCACAACUUUUGGCGGCAUCAUGGUCUCGGAAGAAAUCCGCGUCGAAAUCCAUGAGGCAGGCGAACUGAGCCCCCUCCCCGGCCAGACGCAGCGCCGCACGCGCCGGUUGCCGCGCCUUCUGGGUCGCAGCGGAAAUAGAAGCCAGCAGCGAUAUGAUAGCGAGUCGGGUGCUACACAGAGGGCCACUAUGGUGACAUCUGGUGGCGGCGGCGGCGGCGUUGGCGCUGGCAUUGACGACAGCCGUCACGGUGUACCCAACGAUGGCACCAUCGAGAUGAAGACGCUGUCCGAGGUGCGCAGCAACGUUCACACGGGGGCUGGCUUGCAGAUAUCCAAUAUUGAGGUCGAGCAGGCAAGCGAGGGGCCGACCUUCGUGGACGAGCUGUUCACCAUCUGCAUCGACGGCCGCUGA